Vicia villosa (hairy vetch) is the source of this 1485-nucleotide messenger RNA. RefSeq lists its product as uncharacterized. Lineage: Eukaryota; Viridiplantae; Streptophyta; Magnoliopsida; Fabales; Fabaceae. The transcript is spliced from 2 exons. The record is from RefSeq and is a predicted model, not a curated record. Bases 1 to 1485 code for a protein of 494 amino acids.
AUGAUUGAAGAGGAGAACAAUGAAGAGGUUCAAGAAGAUGCUGAUAACACCAAUGUCACUGAGAAUGUCAAUGACAUCAAAAAUUCUGAAGCUGAUGAUAGUCUAAGGGCAGAUGCUGGAACAGGUACAAAUGUUGUGGAUUUAGAUGAGUACUCUGACAAUGAUUUGGUUGCUUCUGUGAACCAUGGUGUAGCCGAAAGGCUUGUGACUAGGAGAAAAGGCAAAUCAGUGAUUCAUAAUUCUCCUAUGAAGAAAGCUGAUGUUAAAAGCCCUUCCAAAGAAUCUGUCAAGAAGAAGAGUACUUCUGCAAGACCUAUAAAGAGCAGAGCUGUGGCUAAAAAUGUUGGUGUUGGUCCCUCAAAAUCUUGGAGCAAGGUUGUUCCAAAGAAGAGGAAGGCAAGAGCUGUUGAAGAAUCCGAGUCUAAUGUUGAACUGAAUGUCCAUGACAUUCCAUUAAAGAAGAAGCCUACAACUAGCAAGAUUGCUGCUAGUGUACCUGAAGUUCCCAUUGACAAUGUAUCCUUCCACUUUGUUGCAAGUGCAAACAGGUGGAAAUUUGUGUAUCAAAAGAGACUGGCCCUUGAGAGGGAAUUGGCUCAAAAUGAUUGUGAUUUGAACCUCGUUGAAGAGUGUAAUGACAAAAGAUCUAAGGAAUUCAGAAAAGUGUAUGUAAGAGGAAAAUGUGUUAACUUAUCUUCCACUGUGAUAAAUAACCUCUUGGGAAGGUUUGAUGAAGCUCAACCUGAGCUUGAAGUCUCUGAUAACAAGAUAUGCCAAGUUAUCACUGCAAAUCAAGUUAGAAGUUGGCCUUUGAAAGGAAAAUUGUCUACCAGUAAACUAAGCAUGAAGUAUGAAAUGCUGCAUAAGAUUGGGGCAGCUAAUUGGGUGCCAACAAAUCACAAGUCUACUGUCUCAACUGUACUUGGAAGAUUUAUCUAUGUUGUUGGUACAAAAGCAAAGUUUGAUUAUGGUACCUACAUUUUUGAGCAGACCAUCAAGCAUGCUGGUAGCUACAGUGUAAAAGGACCUAUAGCAUUUCCUUCUCUCAUAUGUGACAUCAUCUUAAACCAACACCAUGGCAUCUUGGUUGAAACUGAUUCUAUUUCUAAAAGGGAAAGUGCUCUGUCUCUCCACUAUAAACCGUUUCAGGGAACGCAUGUUCCAGACAUUGUCAUGACAUCAGGUGAGACAUCCAAGAGUGGAUCAUCAGGCAGUAAGACUGAAGUCAUAGCUAUGUUGAAAGAGACUUGCAAAGAGCUGGAGGCAAGGAAGAUAUCUCUUAAGAAGAUGAUCAGCACUCUAGAGAAAGAUGGUAAUGAGGAUUUUGCAAGUGCUGCAGGGAUAGAAGCACGAGAUGAACAGGAAGAGGGAAGAGACUCUGAGGAAGAAGUUGAAGAAGGAAAUACCAGUCCAGCUGAUGGUUCAGAUGAAGAAGAUGAAGAAAGUGAUGCAGACAACUCUGAUGGGUCUGAAUUUGAAUACUAA